GAAGGAGCUGUGGGGUCCAGCCUGGCGCCCCCUCCCAGAGGUUAUACAACAAUCAAGAGGCAAAUGAAAGAGGGUUCUUCAUCAAGCAUUCCUGAUUAAGCUAUAAAAAUGGAAUUGAAGGUUGUUAUGCCCUUUUGUAUGGUGAAUCCAGCCGUGGGCAGUGUGUUCUGUUCUUCACUUCCAGUGAGUCAGAGUUUUAUAAAUGGACACUGACAUGGACUACGAAAGGCCCAACGUUGAAACCAUCAAGUGUGUGGUCGUGGGGGACAAUGCUGUGGGGAAGACACGUCUGAUCUGUGCCAGGGCAUGUAAUACCACGCUGACGCAGUACCAGCUGCUGGCCACCCAUGUACCAACUGUGUGGGCGAUCGACCAGUACCGAGUUUGCCAGGAGGUCCUAGAGCGUUCCCGGGAUGUUGUCGAUGAAGUAAGCGUUUCUCUUAGACUUUGGGAUACUUUUGGUGAUCAUCACAAAGACAGACGUUUUGCAUAUGGCAGAUCUGAUGUUGUGGUACUCUGUUUUUCCAUCGCUAAUCCCAAUUCCCUAAAUCAUGUGAAAACCAUGUGGUAUCAAGAAAUCAAACACUUUUGCCCUCGCACACCUGUUGUCUUAGUUGGCUGCCAGCUGGAUCUCCGCUAUGCUGAUCUGGAGGCUGUUAAUCGAGCCAGACGCCCAUUAGCCAGGCCCAUAAAGAGAGGGGAUAUUUUGCCCCCAGAAAAAGGCCGAGAGGUUGCCAAGGAACUUGGUAUCCCAUACUAUGAGACAAGUGUAUUUGACCAAUUUGGAAUCAAGGAUGUGUUUGACAACGCAAUCCGUGCAGCGCUAAUUUCACGCCGGCACCUUCAGUUCUGGAAAUCCCACUUAAAGAAAGUCCAGAAGCCCUUACUUCAGGCACCUUUCCUACCUCCAAAGGCCCCUCCACCGGUCAUCAGAAUUCCAGACUGUCCUUCCACAGGGAUGAAUGAAGCCGCCUGUUUACUGGACAAUCCUCUGUGUGCCGAUGUCCUGUUCAUUCUUCAGGAUCAGGAGCACAUCUUUGCGCAUCGAAUUUACCUUGCUACCUCUUCUUCCAAGUUUUACGAUCUUUUUUUAAUGGAACGUGAAGAAUCCCCAAAUUGGGGUGAGGGAGUUUGUGAGCAAGAGAGGCAAAGUAAGGAUCUCCAGGAACAGAUGCUGAGUCUUGACCCAGAUGAGGAAGGGCAGGAGGGCCCCCCAAGGACACCGCAGGCUGAUGAAGGGACCUUCUCCAGCAAGGACUUGCCAGACAGUUUAGGACUGGAAGAGGGCACAGUUGCUGAGAUGCAGAAUUUGUCAGGCUGGAGUAAAGGGUUCAUCAGCAUACACAAGGAAAUGCAAGUCAAUCCCAUCUCCAAACGUGUGGGCACCAUGACAAUAGUCCGGAUGGACUCGUCUGUACAGUCAGGCCCUUUCCGGACCUUGCUCCAGUUUUUAUAUACAGGGCAACUGGAUGAAAAGGAAAAGGAUUUAGUGGGGCUAGCCCAGAUCGCAGAGGUACUAGAGAUGUUUGACUUGAGGAUGAUGGUGGAAAACAUCAUGAACAAGGAAGCCUUUAUGAACCAGGAGAUUACGAAAGCCUUUCAUGUCAGGAAAGCCAACCGGAUAAAAGAAUGUCUCAGCAAGGGGACCUUCUCAGAUGUGACAUUUACCUUGGAUGAUGGAGCCAUCAGUGCCCACAAGCCACUGCUGAUCUGUAGCUGUGAGUGGAUGGCCGCCAUGUUUGGGGGAUCCUUUGUGGAAAGUGCCAAAAGUGAGGUAUAUCUCCCGAACAUAAACAAGAUGUCAAUGCAAGCAGUGUUGGAUUAUCUCUAUACCAAGCAGUUGUCCCCCACCUUGGAUCUGGAUCCACUGGAACUAAUUGCCUUGGCAAACAGAUUUUGCCUGCCACACUUGGUUGCACUGGCAGAACAGCAUGCCGUUCAGGAGCUGACCAAGGCCGCAGUGAGUGGUGUGGGCAUCGAUGGCGAAGUGCUCUCUUACUUGGAACUGGCCCAGUUUCACAAUGCUAACCAAUUGGCUGCCUGGUGUUUGCACCACAUCUGCACCAACUACAACAGUGUGUGCUCCAAGUUCCGCAAAGAAAUCAAAUCUAAAUCCGCAGAAAACCAGGAGUACUUCGAACGGCACCGCUGGCCCCCAGUGUGGUACCUGAAGGAGGAAGACCACUACCAGCGAGUAAAAAGGGAGCGGGAGAAGGAAGAUAUCGCAUUGAAUAAACAUCACUCAAGACGAAAGUGGUGCUUCUGGAAUUCAUCUCCAGCAGUGGCCUGAAGAGGAAGAGAGAAGACACCCAGUAAAUGUGAUACUCCACUUUUAAAAGCACUACUGUAAAAUUAGUCUUCUGAUUAGAGAUAUGACUGUAGUUCAGGUUUCAGGCACUGACCUUCCUCCACUUUUGUGCAUUUCUCUUCCUUAGGAUCAAAGCACAAGCUCACCAUCAAUGAGCCUGGACAAAACAAAACAAACAAACAAAAAAAAAGGGAAACUGACUCUCACUGCAUUCCUUAAACUGAUAGGUAUAUUUUUCUGUUAGGGAGGCUUAAUAAACUUUAGUCCGUUAUUUUGUUUCUUUUUAUACAAAAAAAAAAUCCAGCUUUCAUGUUUCAGAUUCCAAAUUGGAAACUAUUUUUAUAUGGUCUCUUGUAUUUUGUUGAAAUGAAAAUACUAUGUAUUACUUUAUUUUACAGGCCACAAAUUGACCAUGAAGUUGCCCACAAGGCUAAGCAUCAUUACAUAAUUAGAGGGUUAUCCUUUUUGUUUGUGUGAUGUAAAGGGUUGGAUUGAAAUCCCCCAGAGCGCAAGCUGAAAGUGCUUAAUCUUUGUGCUGCUGGAUAACAUCGGUAUAAUUACCAACUCUACUCAAAGAAUGUGUAUUUACAAUAUUUGCUGUGUAAGUGCUAGUAAUUAUAUGGUUCUAUGUGCCAUGUAAAAUAUAGUGAUAGCAAAUA
Dipodomys ordii (Ord's kangaroo rat) is the source of this 2967-nucleotide messenger RNA. It is a transcript of the gene Rhobtb1, whose product is annotated as Rho-related BTB domain containing 1. The record is from RefSeq and is a predicted model, not a curated record. Gene Ontology annotation, molecular function: GTPase activity; GTP binding; protein binding. The transcript is spliced from 12 exons. Lineage: Eukaryota; Metazoa; Chordata; Mammalia; Rodentia; Heteromyidae. Bases 203 to 2290 code for a protein of 695 amino acids. Gene Ontology annotation, biological process: small GTPase-mediated signal transduction.